UUAGAUGACUCAAGAGAUCGCAAUCCACCGCUCGAUUAAACACAAUCAUGUGGUGGAGUUCAUGACAUUCUUCGAGGACAAGGAUUUCAUAUACAUAGUUCUGGAGCUGUGCAGCAAACGGUCUUUGAUGGAAAUGCAUAAACGGCGCAAAACUCUGGCGGAGUCUGAGGUGCGGUAUUACGUGAAGCAGAUAGCCCUGGCCUGCAAGUACCUGCACGACAACCGCAUAGUGCACCGGGACCUCAAGUUAGGCAAUCUGUUUCUCAACGACAAUAUGGAGAUCAAAGUCGGAGACUUCGGUUUGGCCACAAAAAUCGCGUGCGAAGGCGACCGCAAACUCACUCUCUGCGGAACGCCUAACUAUAUCGCGCCUGAAGUGCUGUUCAAAAAGGGUCACAGCUAUGAAGUGGACGUGUGGUCAUUGGGUUGUAUUAUCGCAAUCCACCGCUCGAUUAAACACAAUCAUGUGGUGGAGUUCAUGACAUUCUUCGAGGACAAGGACUUCAUAUACAUAGUUCUGGAGCUGUGCAGCAAACGGUCUUUGAUGGAAAUGCAUAAACGGCGCAAAACUCUGGCGGAGUCUGAGGUGCGGUAUUACGUGAAGCAGAUAGCGCUGGCCUGCAAGUACCUGCACGACAACCGCAUAGUGCACCGGGACCUCAAGUUAGGCAAUCUGUUCCUCAACGACAAUAUGGAGAUCAAAGUCGGAGACUUCGGUUUGGCCACAAAAAUCGCGUGCGAAGGCGACCGCAAACUCACUCUUUGCGGAACGCCUAACUAUAUCGCGCCGGAAGUGCUGUUCAAAAAGGGUCACAGCUAUGAAGUGGACGUGUGGUCAUUGGGUUGUAUUGUAUAUACACUGGUUGUCGGCAAACCUCCCUUCGAGACCAAUGACCUCAAGGAUACCUACAAACGGAUUAAGUCUAACGAGUAUAAGAUUCCCUCAUAUGUGGGCUCAGAUGUGUCGGCUUUCAUCACAAAACUUCUUCAGUCGGACCCUAAGAGACGGCCGUCAAUGCGCGAGGUCUUAGAGGACCCGUAUAUGAACCGCAAUUACAUUCCGUCACGACUUCCGGUCUCGUGUCUAACAGUUGCGCCGCGUUUUGAUGGAAGGCUUUCCAUACUUCCGGACCCGACUGCCGGCAAGUUUUCGCCCCGAAAACCAUUGGGAGAAAUGGCUAACAAUGGACUGAAAUCGCCGGAAAAGAUGGCGCUUAAGACUGAAGACGCUGUCACGCGAACAAAGACUAAUCCGGAAGCCAUUCCCAAAGACUACUAUCUGCGAGAUUUGAGUAAUCAAUUGCAUCAUCUGCUGAAUCAAAAGCCGUCAGAACUGCCGCAUGUGUUGGAAGACGAGGCCGAAGACCCCGCGUCGUCGCCCAUCUUCUGGAUCUCAAAAUGGGUCGACUAUACCGACAAAUACGGCAUCGGAUACCAGUUGUGUGACAACAGUGUCGGCGUUCUGUUCAACGAUAUCACUAAAAUUAUGCUCAUGUCUGACGAGACUAAUAUGCAUUACAUCGAGAGGGAUGGCGGCGAACGCUAUCUUAAGUUCAAUGCCUGUCCUCACGAGCUCUACAAGAAGUUAACGCUUUUGAAAUACUUCCGAAACUAUAUGAACGAACACCUCCUCAAGACUGGAGAUAAACCUAAGCCUCGAGACGGCGACGAUUUGGUACGACUUCCGUAUCUUAACAAUUGGUUCCGAACCAGAAAUGCCAUUGUCUUCCACUUAACUAAUGGAACCGUUCAGAUCAACUUCUUUCAAGAUCACACUAAACUAAUCCUAUGUCCGCUGAUGGGAGCCGUCACUUAUGUCAACGAUAAGCGCGACUUCAAGACCUAUAAGUUCAGUCUCAUUGAAAAGUAUGGCUGCAGUAAAGAGGUCUUCACGAGAGUUCGCUACGCAUGUGAUAUCGUGGACCGUCUAAUGCACCACAAACUCAGCUCUAAUACUAAAAGCGGUGCAAAGCGUUAAGUCUUUGAAUUGGAU
Messenger RNA from Oppiella nova, 1993 nucleotides. The record is from the annotation of a GenBank genome assembly. NCBI's taxonomy places the organism in Eukaryota, Metazoa, Arthropoda, Arachnida, Sarcoptiformes, Oppiidae.